Molecule: messenger RNA, 2315 nt
Organism: Mytilinidion resinicola
Lineage: Eukaryota; Fungi; Ascomycota; Dothideomycetes; Mytilinidiales; Mytilinidiaceae
Exons: 2
Coding region: 465-2315 (616 amino acids)
Source: RefSeq, a predicted model, not a curated record
AGGGUAAUCUGAUUUCCACUACGUUGGCCUCUCUAUCUAACUUGGAGUUUCAGAACCCUCAUUCCCAACCCCUUACCCACACUCAGGGGCGAACCUCCCUGCUGUGCCUGACUGCCUUAUUCACCACCAGAAAAAACCCUCGAAACCCCCGUUGCCUGGCGCCCAGCCUCUUCAAUAAGCUGCUGCAUAGGAACAAUAGCGCAACCCCCAAGGUGACGUAUAUAUUUUCGCUCGACCAAUCCACUUCCACCUCCACCUCCAAGAAGCUACAUCACCACCCUCAAUUCCACACCCUCCUAAAAGAGCACACCACCACAACAGUAUUCCUCUAUUCUUCCAUAGUAGGCAGUAAAUUCUUGUACUCUUUUGCUCUUCGCCGCCUCCUCUCACCAAACCGGUGUCCGGGCUUCUAGCCACACACGUUCACCGCCGCAAAGUCGCUCAACAUCGUCGUCAUCUCCCAGAUGGCCAUGAGGCCGGCUCCAAACUUCAUGAAAGGCGGCAAGCCGCUUUCCAUGAUGCGUCCUGAUGGCGAAGAACUCGAGGAGUUGGCGACGAGCGGUCACGGUGCUAAGGGCAAGGCUGGCGGCCGUGGUGCGAAGGGCAAGACUGCGAAAACCAAAUCCAAAGCCCACACCACCCACAAGCGCUCGGCCAAGAAGCAUCAGCCAACCACCGCCAACAACACCUCUACUUUGACCUUGACUAACAACAAGGUCCUGUCUCCCGACUCCUCCAAGGCCACCACCAACCCCGUCCAUCAACCUAUCGAAGCUGACUCUGGCGGUGCUUUCACCUCCAACGUCCACGGCACCACUUCCAACAACAACCGCCCAUUCACCCUCAACUGCAACGGCAACCUCAACAACAACAAAGACACCAUCACCUCCUUCCCUAACUUUUCCUCUCACUCCGCUCUCCACUCCAUCCACACCACCACUACUCCUUCCACCUCUUCAACUCCACACGUCGGCUCUCCCACCAACAGCAACCGCUACACCGUCGUUGACCCCAAUUUCGACCCCAGUCUCUCCGUCUCCGUCUCCGUCUCCGCCAGCAGCAGCAGCGUAGGUCGUCUCGAAGGCCCGACCAUGCAAGGCCUGCGCGAUCAUCGUAGCGGAUGGAACGAGGGCGGCACGGAUGCCGACUGGGUGGGUGGCGGCGGCUUUAUUCGACGUGGCAAGAUGAUGGAUUCGACGGAGAUGGAGAUGCAGUAUGCGCCAGACCUGCCAUCGCGGUAUGUGCCGCCCUCGCCGCCUGCGAGCCACGAUGGGGCCCAGAGGAUGGAUGUAGACGAAGAGGAUGAGUUCGAGGACCGAGCUGCCCAGCGUGCGUACCACAGCACUCCGCCGCCGAGCGAGCCGGGAAGCGGGAUGUCGGAGGGUGCUGAGACGGUUACGGUGCGUAGGCGUAUGGGGGAGGCGAUUGAACAAUCGUGGGCCCCGGUUGGGUCGCCUUGCCCUCCUCCCAUCACGCUCACCGGGAUUUCUCCUCCGUCCGUGGAUGAGGAAGCUGGUGGUCCGGGCCCCAAGCGUCGCAUGUCGGGCGUUAGUGCGCAUCUCACUGAGUGCUCGAACUACGACAUGAUCUCUAAAGCUGGCACCUCGAAGUCUAAGAAGUCUAAGCGGUCUAAGCGUGUGUUAUCCCCCCCACGUUCGGAAUAUUCUGUUGACAUUGGGACGGCGAUGGAGGUGAGCCCUCGCCUCAUGGAUGCCAUGGCCUCCUUGAAGCGCCUAGAGCGCCUGCAGCUGAAGGACAUCCUGGCGGACAUGGCUCAGGCAUUGGCCCCGUUUGUUGGAGGCCAGCUAAAUGAGGCGAAGUAUGUCAAUGGGCUGACUGCCAUUCGAAUUGAAGCAGGACAUGUACUUAACUUUCUGGCGAGCAUAAUCUGCAAUUCGUCUGUUUCUGGAAAGAAAGGCUUGGCUAUGGAGUCCCUGUCCGAGGCCCUUGGAGAGAUUGUGCUCUUGGUCACUAAACUCUGGGGUGGCCAGCAUGAAGAUCGCAUGGAUCUCGAAGACCCCUCGGCGACUGCUAGGAAUGUUGUGGCUUAUGAAAAGACACCUAUGCGCCUGGCCGAUCUGAGGACGGCGCUGACGAACCUGCUCGUCUGCAUGACUCACGCUGAGUCGAGAGUUCAUCGAUCUGGUCGUCUGACUGUCCAAGCUGCUGACAAGCUCCUCCUCCUCCUCUUCUAUUCUAGUGCGAAUGGUUCUCGAUCAACGGUGCGACGGCUUCUCAUACUUCUGGACGUAAAGGAAGCAGCCUCUCAAAAUGGUCGACGUGCACCACUUGUCCUAUUGCGGUGCGAACGGUAA